ACUAUGUUUGUUUAUGGUUUAUAUGUUAAAUACAGUUUAUUUAAUUUGCACAAAAGUACAUUUUUGUUGUGUUAUCAAAAAUAUUAAUAACAUUUACAAUGCCUUGCUUUAAGCGGGAGAAGAGCAUUUCGCAAGUACCUCGUCGUGCGAAGUCGAGGGAUCAGGAUGCUCUGGCUCCCAAGCCCGUGCGUCCGCAGUCCUUGCAGUUUCAUGGACUCUUUGGCAUGUCCUUUGUGCGUCAGCAUGUGAUGGUGGACGAUCGUUGGACACCCGGUUCUCUGACCGAGGAAUAUAUUGGCAUGUCUGAUUUGCUAGCGCGUCGUGCAAUCUUUAAGCGGCACGAAACGAAGGCUAAUCGCCAGCGCUAUAUCUUAGAGAGUAAACGCUUAAAAUUGCAGUGUCGUGAUGGUCGGGCCAAGCUUCAGAAUAUCCGUAUGGGAGAGAAUACCCACCAGAUACGCAAUUUUCUAAACGAGCACAAGGAUAUGCAGCGCUUAUACCAAAGGAUGCCCAUUCAUCAGGUUGUAGACAACAUCAAUCAGCGUACGUUUGUCAUGCGCAAAGAGCGUGAUCGUCUGGAUUGCCGACUGGGCCAGCUCAAGGACCGAUACAAGGAAAUACUAAUGAAACGGGCUUUGCUAGAAAAUCGCAUCAAAUAUCAGAAUGAAUAUAUGCUGGAGGAGGAGAUUAAAUCGUGUGACUUUAUCAAAAAAAUCGAGAACUCGAAUGUGCGUCUGAAGGCGGUCAAGGCUAUCAAUAGCACAUAUAUCAAGAUGAUACAGGUACUCCGGCACGAUGCAAUAUUCUACGAGCCCAUACUGCGUUCUCUCGACGGCGAUAUGGAGGAUCAAGCGAACUUUAUAAAGCACAUACUCUAUUUGGGUAUGCCGGCUAUAGCCAAGUUUAAGGCACUUAAUUCCGAGUAUCGCCUGCUGGAGGAUAAGUCACGGAAGAGCCUACACGCCAAACUGCAAAUGUUGUCCUCCUAUAAGAACAUAAGACCCCUCAGUUCUUUAGUGCCGUCAACACGUGCUAAGCCCCAAGAGGAAAUUGCUGCCAGCGCCGACCCGAAGCGCUAUUUGCGGGAGACGCGCAGCAUGGUGGUGCUUAAGCUGGUGCUGAAGUCUGUCGAGAAGACCAUCGAGGAAGUGAAGUUUGUGACGCUUUGCUCACAGGCUACAGAAAUAUAUCCACGCAUGAAGAGCCAGGUGGACAACAACGAGAAGCUGUAUCGCAUUAUCGAGUGCGACAUGAUGGCCCACGAGGUGCUUGAGUCCAAGAUGAAGUGCGCCAAUGUGCUGAAGGGCGUGCUCAUGAAUAAUUUAUCCGAGGAAGAAAUUAAUCGACUGGAGCUCUUGAAGGACUUACGCAAGACUCUCGCCACUGAGAGCGAAAAAGAGCGCGAUACGCUAACGUAUCUGAAGAAUCGCGGCGAUGCGUUUGUCAUGUUGCGGAUCAGCAUUUGGAAUUUGAUUGAAAUUCUGCGUCACGUGGAUCGUCAGCCAAAGCUGUUUCGCACUUACUAUCCGAAUUCGUAUUUGAAAUUGCCGCUUCUGAAAUUCGAGAUGCUCAAUAUGCGCGCUGCAGCACCAGAGAUUUACGAGGAAAACAUUGAUGUUGUAAUGCACGUAUUGAAGCGCAAAUUGUAUAAGCUGAUGAAGGGCUAUUUGAUGGAGAUGAAACCGGCUUUGAUAGCUCGCAACAGGGAAGAGUAUCAUGCCGAUUACCUGGCCAAUCACAAUUUGUACGAGCAGGUGGAUGACGAUGAACAACAGAUCGAACACUUUAACGAUGAUCUGCUCGUCGAGAACAAGACGAUGGAUAAUGUGCCGAGUCGCAAGCUUAUUAAGAUGCACAGCGCCAAGUUCCUGGAAGAGCUGGCAAAGCGCGACGAAUAGAGCUCGAAUAUUUUCCUCUAUUAUAUGAAUAUUUUAUAAAUUUUUAAGUUUCAGUCCCAUUCGGAGAGCUGUUGCCCAAAAUUUGUAGCCAUAGUGCAUACCUAUUUAGCUGCAAUGGAAUUCAAUGAAUUUCGUUCAUAAUAAAUAGUAACAAAACAACAACACACUG
Messenger RNA from Drosophila hydei, 2067 nucleotides. RefSeq lists its product as uncharacterized. Lineage: Eukaryota; Metazoa; Arthropoda; Insecta; Diptera; Drosophilidae. The record is from RefSeq and is a predicted model, not a curated record. The coding region runs from base 99 to 1898 and encodes 599 amino acids. The transcript is spliced from 7 exons.